AUGAAGACCAUCGGGGGGCUCCUUCUGCUCUGCACAAUGACUCAGUUCUUCAGUAACCCAGAAGCGGCUAGUCUGCCUUUAACAACACAGGUGGACUGCAGCAUUUACAAGAAGUACCCAGUGGUGGCCAUCCCCUGCCCCAUCACAUACCUGCCCGUUUGUGGUUCUGACUACAUCACCUAUGGGAAUGAAUGCCACCUAUGCAUUGAGAACUUGAAAAGUAAUGGAAAAGUUCAGUUUCUUCAUGAAGGAAGUUGUUAA
Molecule: messenger RNA, 261 nt
Organism: Enhydra lutris kenyoni (northern sea otter)
Lineage: Eukaryota; Metazoa; Chordata; Mammalia; Carnivora; Mustelidae
Gene: SPINK7
Product: serine peptidase inhibitor, Kazal type 7 (putative)
Exons: 4
Coding region: 1-261 (86 amino acids)
Molecular function (GO): protein binding
Source: RefSeq, a predicted model, not a curated record